AUGGGUCUAAUUGUUUUAGCAUGGAUCUUAAUGUUCUACUAUCACGAAGUCUACGUUCCAAACUCUACGGUCUCCCAAUGUACUUGGUCUGAUACCCAUAUAAAUGAUCCUGACUUGAAACAUUCAUCUCCUGGUAUGUUUACCAAAGUCAUGUUGGUAGCAGAUCCUCAACUUAUAGAUGGCCACACGUACCCCGGAAGAGGUGACUUCUUACUUAAGGUGUCACAACAUACAGUGGACAUGUAUCUCCACCGGAACUAUAAGGCCUUACUAAAUAGAUUGAAACCAGAUUUUAUCUUCUUCCUUGGCGAUUUACUAGACAGUGCACGAAGCUCGCUGGACGAGUACUUCGACACUCAAGUGGCCCGGUUCAAUCGUAUUUUUGACAUUGAUCCGAGAUACAAGUAUGGUAGUAACGUAUUCCUUAAUGUGGCUGGGAACCACGAUAUCGGGUUUGGCCAUCAACUUAUACAAACAGCAAGAGAAAGAUUUGGUAUGGUGUUUGGGGCCCCUAACACCUAUGUUGACAUUAAUGGUAUAGAUUUCGUUACAGUUGAUGGACCUCUGCUUUCAAGUCCAGAUCCAAUAAUCAAAAACGAAGCUAUGCUGUUCCUUAGUUCGUAUAGGAACAACAAAGAAAGACCCUCAUUAAGAAUUCUUCUUACUCAUGUACCGUUAUACCGUGAUCCGGUAGCGAAACCUUGCACAAACUCUCGAGAGAACCUGCCUUUUGCAAUCACCAAGGGCCAUCAAUACCAACUGAUUCUUGAUGAACCUGUAACUGACGAAAUUCUUCAGGCCAUUCAACCUAUAGCUAUAUUUUCUGGUGAUGAUCAUGACUACUGUAAGAUUGACCAUAUUUUGCACAAUUUUCAAACUAAACAGCUGACCAGAGUCAUAGAAUACACUGUCAAAUCCAUUAGUAUGGCCAUGGGGAUAAAGUUUCCCGCAGUGCAAUUGCUAACAUAUGGAAGUAUUCCAGAUUUAGGGUUCACAUAUACUUCCAACCAAUGCUAUCUUGAGAAACCGUAUUAUAACAUCUUCUCCUAUGUUACUUUGGCAGUAUUAUCCGGGGUAAUAUUAUUAGUGAUCAAUCUUAUGAAGAGACGUACGUUUGUUGGUGCUGCUAGAUCCGAUCAGGAAUCUAAUAGCGUGACUCUGAAACCAUUACAUAGGGUGGGCUACAAGUUACUACACUUUGUUCGUGAUGCCCUUAUCACAGGGAUAGCUGUCAUAGUGGUUUAUGUCGCUGGCUUUUGUUGGUGGUAA
Molecule: messenger RNA, 1269 nt
Organism: Lizanozyma spartinae
Lineage: Eukaryota; Fungi; Ascomycota; Pichiomycetes; Serinales; Debaryomycetaceae
Exons: 1
Coding region: 1-1269 (422 amino acids)
Biological process (GO): GPI anchor biosynthetic process
Cellular component (GO): endoplasmic reticulum
Molecular function (GO): hydrolase activity
Source: RefSeq, a predicted model, not a curated record